Molecule: messenger RNA, 2482 nt
Organism: Poeciliopsis prolifica (blackstripe livebearer)
Lineage: Eukaryota; Metazoa; Chordata; Actinopteri; Cyprinodontiformes; Poeciliidae
Gene: depdc4
Product: DEP domain containing 4
Biological process (GO): intracellular signal transduction
Source: RefSeq, a predicted model, not a curated record
AGAAGAUGGUCGCAUCAUGGCGGUCGAUUUGACUCCUCGGUUUCGAAGGUUGAACAGCCAAACGAGAAGUUUCAGAGAAAAUACGCCUCAUGAUUUCUCAAAGCCGUUCGGCGCCACUCAGCUGUGGCAGAACAUCAUCCAUGCCCUGCGGGCUCAGGUGGAGGUGCGUCGCUGCAGGAGACACCUCCGUGUUCACGCUGACUGCUUCGCAGGCUCGGACGCCGUGGACGCGGUUCUCAGCUACCUGAUGCAGAACGUGGUGUUCUGCACCAGCGAGGUGUCUCGCCUCAAGGCCGCUCGGCUCUGCCAGGCUCUGAUGGAGGCCAAGGUGUUUGAGCCGGUGGGGACCAAGCUGUUUCGCACGGACAAAGAGGCAACCUUUGAGGACAGCAGCGGCAGCCUUUACCGGUUCCUGGAACAGAGGACGAGAAGCAGUCCUGCCAUGAAGGAGGACGGCAGUGAUGUCGAAAACAUGCUGCUGGAUGAACACCAGACAAAGAGGAAAAAGACUUCAAGGCUUCAUGAGAUGAGGACCAUAUCGAACCCUCUUGCUGUGGAACCGUCAGACAGGAGAGUCGAACGGCUCUUCAGGUCCAUCAAUCUGCGAGCGUCAUUUUCUCCGGCUCUGAACGCAGCAUCGGCAGCUUCUGGCUUCCUGUCUAAAGCUGUGGUGGAUGACGUUUGGAAGCAGCAGACGCUGCUGCAGCUGCUGCACAUCGUGGAGCUGCCGGUGCUGGACUCAAUCCUCACCUCUCCUGAAAGGGUUCGGCUCCGAUCCUGCACGGCUCCGCUGGCCAGUUACGACCUGGUUAUCUCUAACACCUGCCUGGAAAGAGACCUCCCCGACACGCUCAGCCUGCUCCAGCUGGACUCCUGGCUGUCGGCAGGCGACUGCCUUGAACUGUUUCCAGACCAGUUGAUUAUGGUCACAGCAGAACAACUCAGCCACCAUAGCUGUAACAAUGCAGAGGAGACAGCCAGUCAGAAGAGACUGCUCUUUGACACGAUUGCCAAGUACUACAACGGGCAGGAAAAAGCGGCGCUGAUAUCAGGACGCUACCUGGACGUCCAUGUUGCUAUUCUGAAUCUACUGGGCGACGGGAAGACGAAGGAUGCUAUCAGAGCAUCUCAGCUGUGUCUGCGGCUGCUGGAGACGAGUGUGAGGGAUGAACUGAGGAGACUGCUGACCUUCAUGGCCGCCGCAGCUCAGACAAACGCCUGCCGGCUGCAAAAGCAGGUUGAUAAUCGGACUUUGGUCUGCCGCACUUUUCAGAGAGGGCUUGUUCAGAAUCAUGAACUCACUCGACCCCAGAGCGAAACGCUGGUGCUGUUUCUCAUGGACCAUCAUGCUGAACUUUUCAAGACUCCUGCAACACUUAUUGAAGCGGUGAGAAGAACGUUGAGGACUUUGCAACAGGGGAAGGAUCCAGACUCGGUUGCUUCAGCGUUCACGUUCUGCCAGCGGGUAACCCCUCAGGAGUACGAAGAUCAACGUGACGCCACAACUCUGGAAAGCCUCAGACAACUCCUCCGAGACAUUUCAUCCAACACCAACAUGGCUGCCAAGCAGAAGAGGAAGCUGCUCAAAGAGUUUGAAAAACAUCACCCUGUUGUCUUCCUCCAGCAUUUUUCUAGCUCUUUCUAAAACAAGCACUGGUGUCUGAGGUUAUAACUGAGCAAUAACUGAAAUGCAACCAUCAAAUGUUUAGUAGAAAGAAAAUGAAACAUUUUCAGCUGAACAUUUCAGCUUAUUCAAAUAUUGUUAAAGUAAAGAAAAUUAUUUUAAUACGGUCUUUUAAAUGUAUGAGGUUAUUAUAGUUGAGAUUUGUUGCUUUGUUUUUGAGUGUUUAUUAGGAAAGCAGCUAAUGAUGCUGAGCAGACACAGGUAGAACUUUUUUCUUCUAAAAAAUGUGAUGAUGUUUUUGUGUUCAAUUGAGUAUUUUUCUGAAAUCAGAUGCUGGAUUUGGACAAACCCUAAUUUUGAUUUAAUAGAGGUUUUUGCUCUGCACUUCUGUCCUGCCCAACUUCAUAAAGCAUUAUAUUUCAACAUAUCAGUUGAUAAAAAAAAAAAAAAACAUUUCUGUAGUUUAUCUUGUUUUGCUGAAAGAACUGAAGACUAAUGUAAUUGAAGUUAAUGGUAUGAAUCUCAUUUUACAUUAUGUUUAAAUGAACUGAAUCGAAAAGGUAGAUUAUAUUAGUAUUACUGUAGCUCAGGGUAAUAUUUCAAGUUUUAAUUGUAGGCGUUGUGAAAGUGCUACUUAUUCAAAUUUUUUUUAUUUAAACUUUUAAACACUUGAAUUAAUUGAAAGGAUAUUGUGUGAUAUGACUCGGCAUAAUUGUUGAAUACUAAUUUAACUUUGGUGAAAUGUGAGAAGUUGGUAAUAACCUUUUGAAACCAUGUUUAGUUUACUCUAAUUUUUUAGUUUUGUCAUUUGCUAACACUUAAAUCAGGGCAGAAUGCACUUUAUGAUGUUGAAACAUG